This is a messenger RNA of Striga asiatica, 330 nucleotides long. NCBI's taxonomy places the organism in Eukaryota, Viridiplantae, Streptophyta, Magnoliopsida, Lamiales, Orobanchaceae. The record is from the annotation of a GenBank genome assembly.
AUGGCGUCCAAAAAGCUGCUCAUCCAGUCUUCUACACGUUUUGAAGCCUGCCGUGCAGAGCUCGCCACCGGCCAUGGCAGGCUUGGAGUUCAGGAGAUAGCUUUUGUCCAGAUGAAGUAUGUGGUAGCCUCGAUUCUCGAGCAUUUCAAGUUGGAGCCAUUUUGUACCAAGAAGCUGGCAUUUGUUCUGAUGCUGACGGCAUACAUGAAAUCGGUGGCUCAAAAUGAGGGAGCUGUCGAGCCGGGAGUUUUGCAGCCAUUGAUUGUGGCGGCCAUGAAUGAGGCUAAUGCGACUGGAAUUAAGUUUAUAGCAGCCCCUUCUGCAGCCUAA